This is a messenger RNA of Toxotes jaculatrix (banded archerfish), 3430 nucleotides long. RefSeq names its product fibrinogen-like 2a (gene fgl2a). The transcript has 5 exons. Bases 203 to 1708 code for a protein of 501 amino acids. Lineage: Eukaryota; Metazoa; Chordata; Actinopteri; Toxotidae. The record is from RefSeq and is a predicted model, not a curated record.
CUCUCUCCCUCCUGCAGGCAGCACUCAUACACACUCUUAAACCAAUAGGAUACUGGACACACAUUCACAUACUCCUAUACUUACAAUCUACAGCUGCACGCACUCUACUGCACUCACACUCGCACAGUUCAUAUCAGAGGCAGUUGCUGACACUUUCACUUUACACAGACUUAUUUCUCUUUCACAAAUCUCACGCAGAAAAAUGAGGACAAUUGCGCUUUGCGUUUAUGCCAGUCUUUUGCUUACAGCCACCCUGGUGCCGCGCACCAGCCGGGCAGCGGACUUCCCCAUCAACUCACACCAGAGAUGGGAUGCUAGAGGAUCUUAUACUUCGGAAUCUGAAUCUAGUACCCCCUCCUCCUGCCCCAUGAAACUUAGACCCUCGGGUCAAUGUGGGAGCUCUGGGACCGGGGCAGAGGAGGGGGAGGACUGCCCAUACCAGCUCACCUUACCUCCCCUCACCAUCCAGCUGCCCAAGCAGUUCAGGCUGCUGGAGAAGACAAUGAAGGAGCUGCAGAGCCUGAAGGAGGUUGUGAACAAGCUGAGGAGCGGGUGCCAGGAGUGCCGUGGGGCACGAGACAGUGGAGCUUUAGGACAUCAGCAAGCUGACCAAGGACAGAGGGAUGCUGGGGAAGAAGUGAGACUGGACCUGACAGGACAAGUGCAAGCAGGGUCUAGCCAAGUGGAAAGGGGAGAUGGGAUGGUCCCUGGAACUACUGUGGACACUACUGGACUAGGACAAGGUUCUGUUUUUGGGAAAAUUACACCAAGCCCAAGCACUAUGCUGGAGAUGCAGGUGAAGCUGAAUAGGAUGUCAGCCAGCCUGCGCAACGCCAGGAGCCAGAUCUCGGCUCUGCAGGGUCGUAUGGAGGGGCUCAACCUGCUCAACAUGGACAACGUGCAGGCAAUGGUGGACAGACGGGUGGAGAACAUCACUGGAGUGGUGAACAAGCUCAGUUCCACCUGCACCAGCCAGUGUCCAGUACAGAAUGCCCCUCAGUUCAUCUUAGCCCCUCGGGACUGUUCAGACUACAAUGUGCUGGAGACGAGGAAGAACGGGGUUUAUCGUGUGACCCCUGAUCCCCGCAAUGGGACAUUUGAGGUCUUCUGUGACAUGGAGUCCUUUGGAGGUGGCUGGACUGUGAUACAGCAAAGACUCAAUGGGUCUGUCAGCUUCAACCGCACCUGGGUCGAGUAUAAGAAAGGCUUCGGCAACCUCAGAGGUGAGUUCUGGCUGGGCAAUGACCAUAUCCACUUACUGACAAAAGCCAAAGACAUGAUCCUGCGCAUCGAGCUGGAGGAUUUUGAGGGUGUCCGGGAAUAUGCAAAGUACGAUGAGUUCUACGUGGCCAACGAGUUUCUACGCUACCGGCUGUCUGUCAGUGGAUACAGUGGGACUGCUGGGAACGCCAUCAGUUUCAAUAAGCACUUCAACCAUGACCAGAAGUUCUUCUCCACGCCUGACCGCGACAAUGACAUGUACCCCUCCGGAAACUGCGGCGCCUACUACAGCUCCGGCUGGUGGUUUGAUGCCUGCAUGUCCGCCAACCUCAACGGGAAGUACUACCACAAGAGGUACAAAGGAGUCAGGAACGGGAUCUUCUGGGGCACAUGGCACAACAUGUCGACAGAGUACUACCCUACCAACUACAGGCAGGCCUUCAAAACUGUCAAGAUGAUGAUGCGGCCCAAGAACUAUGCUCCUUAAAAGGACAGGUAAAAUAUUCAUGAGUAGAGUCAGAUGGACAAACACAAACAAAGACAAAGAAAAUGGAAGAACAAGUAGACUCAGAAUCUCAUACACAUGAACAUAGUCAUGCAUUUGCACACAUUUACACAUGCAUACGUGUACACUGAAAAAGACUACAAGCCCUAUAGCCCUAUAGAAGUUUGAAUGCAGUAAUAACAAAAUAAUUGUGAAAAAAAUUUAACUGUGCUAUUACUUUUUUCUACUAUAGUGAGUGCGGGCUUCAAAAUGUUGGAUUAAAAUAAUAAUAAUAAAGGACAAUGGACUAUGAACGAUGAUGGAGUAAUAAAAAAAUUCACACAUGCAGUAUAAAGGACAGCCGCCUACAGGGGCCAUAAUAUUAUACAGAGGGUUACCAUGAGAGAUUUUUCACUUUUUCUCUGACAUUUCUCUACUUUCUGUCCUGCUGCCUCCCACUAUAAACCCAGCCAGGACACAGCACACAGUAGUAGUAAAAACUAAUGAGCUAUCAUUUUUCUCUACUCCAAAUGGUUUCAUAAUUAACAGCAGCCACUCAAGUGAGGUAUAUGAGAGCUGAUGAUACAGUUUUGAGUGUCAAACUGUUAUAAAAAAAAAAAAAAAAAAAACCCCACAGGCAAUCACACACAGUACUCUUUAGGCAGCACUAGCUUCUGUGUCGUUUAUUUAUUUACACUGAGACACUUUUCUAAUGUAUUAUCAUUCAAUAGAAUAUAAAACAUCCCAGUAUAAAUAUUUAGCCUGUGAUAAAUUUCUACUGGGUCUUCCCCAAGCACAUUCUGCAUAAUGGAUGCUUUAGUAAAUUCUACUUGACAGCAGCCACAGAGCAGGACACUGCUGCAGGAUAAAGCUGCCCAAAUUGUUGCACCCAGACUGAACUACUGCGCAUCUCUUAAUGCCAUAUGCCAGUUUUCAUCUGUUAAAAGAAAAAAAAAGUCCUCCCUGAUUCACCACUUGUACAAUACUGCUGCCUAAUGUUAGAAAACUGUAUAGCAUUGUUUAAUCCAUUUUAUAUACACUGUGAAUGGGAAGGAUGGGGAAAGAAAUGUUUCACUUUAAGGACGUGUACAGUAUUUAUUUUAUUUUGUGAGGUUAUGGUAGCUUUUAUAUAAUACAUAGGUCACACAAUACAAAGUCUCAUGGUUGUUGACAUUUGAGCAGUGGUAAAGACUGUGCGUUAUUGUAACCAUUCAUAGUAAAUAUGUGUGUAUUUGGAGCUUUGUGUGUGUGUAUAAUAUUGAUCUUUUCUAUCAUUCAUAUUCAACUGUCAUGCCAAAAGAUAUGCACUUUUUAUAUCAAAAAAUGAAUAAAGUCCUAACUCCAUGGCUGUGUACAUUGCAGUGUUUGGCAGUUUUAAAUCAUAUUGAAGCCUACAUUCAAAGUCUCUUCUGUAUUUGAAAUGCUGAAUCAAUGAAUGUAUACAAAAAUGUAUACAAGUUUAGCAUGAGUAUCUACAAAAAGAAAUUCUGAGGUGUCUGACGUCUAGAAUCUAGAGCUAUUUGACGCCUGUGAAAAUGGAGGGAUGAGGUGCUGCAUGCCCAUUAUAAAUGGGUUAAUGAAGUGUUGAUUCAAUAAAGCAACUCAAUAAAAGAAUGAGUUCAUAUUAACUUCACAGAGGAUAAAUGAUCCAACUGUGGGCCUUUGACUUUAAUGUCUGUUUACUGUAUGUGAAGAUCAAGUUAAUAAAAAAGUUUUGUUCUCGUC